AUGUGGUGUUUACAAACAGAAAGCCACCUCAUUCCCCUCAGACCAGCCAAACAGCCCCGGGGCCGUGCCCUGAGCCCCGAUCCCCCGGGGGCCCCGCUCUCCCCGGGUCCCCUCCACUUGCCCCGCAGCCAGCGCCCGAAGGCGGCCCGCUCCCGGCGGCGAGGUCGGGGCAGCUGGGCCAGCUCCACGCUCACCCCCCCGUACUUGUCGGGCCGCCCCCGCAGCCCUGCCCAGCCGCCCGCCGGCGACCCCCGGCCCCGAGCCCCCCGCAGCGCCCGCAGCAGCCCCGAGCCCGGCCCCGCCAUGGCGCAGCGGGAAGCGGCCGCCCCGGGGGCGGUGCCGGCCUCUGCCUCCGGAAGGGCUGGGCGCCGGGCCGGCAUGGCCGCUGCCUGUCGCCGCAGGAGCAAGGGGCGGCCGGCCCCGGGCGGCGAUGGCGAUGGCGGUGGCGGAUCCCCGCGGGCAGGCGGCGCCCAGGGCGGGCCGCUGGUGCUCGGCGUCGCCGGGACGGUGGAGGCAGGGGACGACAAGGUGCCGAAGAUGUUGCGGGCAGGCCUGGCGCAGCUGUCGCUGAGCAGCAUGAAGUCGGCAGGUGCAUGCAUAGGCCGCCCCGUCCUGCUCAGCGCCGCGGAGGGGAGGCAGGAGGUCUGCACUGCUUGGCCCACCACAGGCUUUCCAGGCGGCAGGGUUGGACUGAGUGAAACCACGCAGAAGAGCCUGAAAGUAAAUCCGGGUGAUGCUGUCACCGUGCAGCCUGUGACCGGGGCAGUUAUCCAGGCAGAAGAGGUUGAUGUGAAGUUGAGGGACAAAGAUGCCUGUAUUAAAGCUGAGGAAAUGUCUGUCUGUCUGCUGAGAAACCUAGAUGGGAAAGUGGUUUUACCAGGAAACCUCCUGGCUUUCUCUUUCUAUGGCAAACUUUGUAACAUCGUGGUGAUGAGAGUGAAAGGAACUGAUGGCACAGAGCUGACCGCCCCGGCCACCUCCAGCGAAACGCAGGAGCCAGACCUGGAGAAAUCUGACCUGGAGGCGAGCGCGCUAGAUUUGUCCUUGCAGCUCAGCGGGCUGGACCUGGACGAUAACCCCGGGGCUGCGUCCGUGAGCACACCGAGCAGGCGGAUGGACCCAGCCUCACCAGUUCCCCCCAGCUCUGCCGCGGCAUCCGGCAGGCACGGCUCUGCUGAGGGAGCCCCGACUGGCAGCCCGGGGGUCGGUGCAGACCUGCCCCAUGGCUCACAGCCGGCGGGGACGGGAGGCAGGGAGGGACUCCUGCCGCCUGGCAAGGCGGGAGCAGCAAGCAGCACAGACAGUUUUUAUUACAUUUCUUCGAGAACUAGAAUCCAGUUUGUUGAAACCAGGACCGGCGUAGCAGACGACGGUGACUGUGAAUCCCGAGUUACCUAUGAUAUGAUAGGAGGUUUAAGCAGCCAGCUCAAAACUAUUAGAGAAACAGUUGAACUGCCCAUGAAGCAAGCUGAACUGUUCAAGAGUUACGGAAUCCCUCCUCCUAGAGGAGUGCUGUUGUAUGGCCCUCCAGGUACCGGGAAGACGAUGAUUGCCAAAGCCAUUGCAAAUGAGGUUGGAGCUCAUGUAACCGUUAUUAACGGUCCUGAAAUAAUAAGCAAGUUUUAUGGAGAAUCUGAAUCAAGAUUACGUCAGAUAUUUGCUGAAGCUUCUCUACGUCGCCCCUCCAUUAUAUUUAUAGAUGAGUUGGAUGCACUAUGUCCAAAAAGAGAAGGGGCUCAGAAUGAAGUUGAAAAGAGAGUUGUUGCUUCCUUGCUGACGUUAAUGGAUGGCAUUGGCUCGGAGGGCAGCGAAGGGCAGCUUGUGGUACUUGGGGCCACCAAUCGUCCCCAUGCUCUGGAUGCGGCACUGCGCAGACCCGGCCGUUUUGAUAAAGAAAUAGAAAUUGGGAUUCCUAAUGCCCAAGACCGUCUGGAUAUACUCCAAAAGCUUCUGAAGAAAGUUCCCCAUUCGCUUACAGCUGCAGAGCUGGUGCAACUGGCUGAUAGCGCGCAUGGCUACGUAGGUGCAGACUUAGCAGCCUUGUGCAAAGAAGCAGGUUUGUACGCACUGCGGAGAGCUCUGGGGAAGCGAGCUAACCCCUCAGACAACGAGGUGGCUGGGUCAGUGAUGAUUGCUUUCAAUGACUUCCUGCAAGGGAUGAAUGAUGUCAGGCCCAGCGCCAUGAGGGAGGUGGCAGUUGAUGUGCCAAAAGUAUCUUGGUCAGACAUAGGAGGACUAGAAGAUGUCAAGCUGAAAUUGAAGCAGGCAGUUGAAUGGCCUCUCAAACAUCCUGAAGCCUUCAUCCGAAUGGGGAUUCAGCCUCCAAAAGGUGUACUGCUUUAUGGACCUCCUGGAUGCUCAAAAACAAUGAUAGCAAAAGCUUUGGCUCAUGAAAGUGGCCUCAACUUCUUGGCAGUGAAGGGACCUGAGCUGAUGAAUAAAUAUGUUGGUGAGUCUGAACGAGCAGUGAGAGAGAUCUUUAGGAAAGCCAGAGCGGUGUCUCCUUCAAUUCUUUUCUUUGAUGAAAUAGAUGCGUUGGCAGUUGAAAGGGGAAGCUCUUCAGGUGCUGGAAAUGUAGCAGACCGUGUCUUGGCUCAGUUGUUAACGGAAAUGGAUGGGAUAGAGCAGCUGAAGGACGUGACAAUUUUGGCAGCUACAAACAGACCGGACAUGAUAGACAAGGCCUUGCUAAGACCAGGAAGAAUAGACAGAAUUAUCUAUGUGCCAUUGCCAGAUGCAGCCACUCGCGAGGAGAUCUUCAGACUUCAGUUUCGGUCUAUGCCAGUCAGUGAGGAAGUCUGCUUGGUGGAGCUCGUUCAGCACACACACAAAUAUUCAGGAGCAGAGAUAACAGCAGUCUGUAGAGAAGCAGCCCUGCUAGCUCUUCAGGAAGACAUAAAUGCCAAAUUUAUCAUGGGACGGCAUUUUCGGUAUGCACUGACAGUCGUGACACCAAGAAUUCCCGAUUCCUUAAUCCAGUUUUAUGCAGAUUAUCAGCAGCAAAGUGGACUGCACGCACUUUGAAAGGCAAAUUAAUACAUAUGCCUGCUCAUAGUGUGAAUAGCAAAUUUCCUUUGUAAAGCUGUCAAGAGCUAAAGAAUUUUGUAUUGUACAUGGAGUGUCCAAAGUUGACUCAAAUGCGGAAUCAUCAUAAUAAAUGCCCAUGUGGAUUUUUUGAGUGUAACAGAAAUUGUGUAACCUUUGUGUUUUACAAUUCAAAUGGUAUAAUCUGCAUUUUAGAGGUAGUAAGAGUGCUGGUGUAAUUCAGUGUUUCUGAGUGUACAACCACGUGUCAAAAAAUAAUUACCAAAUUCUGAGAUUUUGGUGGAUUUUUGGCCCUAAAAAGAGUAGCAGUGAAUGUCAUGACUGCCUUCGUUUGUUCAUGCCUUAACCUCAGUUUAAUCCCAGGGACCAUCCCAGUGAGGCAGAGACCUGGGGAGUGGCCUCACUACAAAAAUGCUGAAAAUUAUUCUGAAUCUUUUGAUUUAUGAUCUCCAGAAAAGCUGCCAAACAGGCUUGCCGACCAUAGAGCUUUCCAAGAGAAAGCGGAGGUAUCCUGAUUGAUUUCGGUGAAACGUUUAUCUUCAGUAUUAAGCAACUCCUUUUUACACAUACUGUAGAGCAGGCACGUUAGAAAUUGUACAUCACGAGGCUUCCUUUGCAUUUCAGAAAAGUGAAUUGCAUCCAACUCUUGGCUAACCUGAAACCACUUCGAGGCAUCAACAGAAGACUUUUGUUGUUGUUUGUUUC
This is a messenger RNA of Cygnus atratus (black swan), 3750 nucleotides long. It is a transcript of the gene AFG2A, whose product is annotated as spermatogenesis associated 5. The record is from RefSeq and is a predicted model, not a curated record. Gene Ontology annotation, molecular function: ATP hydrolysis activity; ATP binding. Bases 1 to 3024 code for a protein of 1007 amino acids. The transcript is spliced from 16 exons. NCBI's taxonomy places the organism in Eukaryota, Metazoa, Chordata, Aves, Anseriformes, Anatidae. Gene Ontology annotation, cellular component: cytoplasm.